Egretta garzetta (little egret) is the source of this 1399-nucleotide messenger RNA. RefSeq names its product claudin-19. Lineage: Eukaryota; Metazoa; Chordata; Aves; Pelecaniformes; Ardeidae. Gene Ontology annotation, biological process: cell adhesion; bicellular tight junction assembly. The record is from RefSeq and is a predicted model, not a curated record. Gene Ontology annotation, cellular component: bicellular tight junction; plasma membrane. Gene Ontology annotation, molecular function: structural molecule activity. The coding region runs from base 577 to 1254 and encodes 225 amino acids. The transcript has 6 exons.
AGCUCCUUUGCCUCCCGGGCCCCCUUGGCCAGCAGGGCUGGCUCCAUGUACUUAGGGGCUUCCACGGUUUUAAUGCGUUCUUUCCUCUAGAAGCUUUCUGGAAUAGAGAGAGUCUGUCUCCUCCUAGCCUAGAGCUCAGCCUGCAGCAGCCCAGGAGCCAGGCUGCUGCCUCAGCCUUGCCUUCCUCCACCAAGUGGCUCCACAUCACCUCACCAUGCCUCACCACCUUUCCUCACCGUCGGGGCACUCCACUAAAGGGCUGCUGGUGGCCGACCAGGCGCCAGGCAGCUGCUCUUGCCCCACAGCCUCCUCUCAAGCCUCUGCGCCAUGCUCUCCUUCACCUGGGUCUGGUGCCCCUAGGUGUUCUGCAGUCCCCGUGGUACUUGGCCGGGGCUCCCAGCCUCUGGCGCUGUGCUGCGAUCUUCAUGCCCGCGGUGUGACCGGGUGGCAUCGCACUGGCAGAGCAGUCCCCACCCAGCCGGCACUGUAAACACCCUCCUGAAAUGAAAUGGAAAAAGAAAACAGGUUUAUCAGAAAUUUCAGGAGGCUUCUUUGAAAACAACUUCUGUCAGAAGAAUGGCGGCGUCUUCUCUACAAAUUUGUGCAUUGUUGUUGGCUUUAGCAGGAUUCACCAUUUUACUUGUUAGUACCAUGUCUAACAGAUGGAAAGUUUCAGACACUGCAACAGUGCUGGUUACUGCAGACUGGAUUUCUGAAGGUCUUUGGAUGGACUGUGCAGUGACUGCUUUUGGAUCAAUACAGUGCAAGAAAUUUCUCUACAUGUUGAAUUCAGAAAUUCAUAUCCAGGCAUGCCGUGCCUUAAUGAUUACUUCCAUCCUUUUGGGAUUCAUAGCUACAGUACUCUCGCUGCUUGGUUUGAAGUGCACAAACGUUGGGUUGAGCGAUGAAGAUGGAAAAAUGAAGUUUGCUGUCACGGGAGGAUUUCUCUUUAUUUUAGGAGGUCUCUGCUCCAUGGUGGCUGUUUCUUGGUAUGCUGCGAUGAUUACUGCUCAGUUUUUUGACCCGUUGUAUGCUGGAACCAAGUAUGAACUAGGAGAUGCUCUGUACUUAGGCUGGGCUGGAUCUGUUCUUUAUACACUUGGUGGGAUCUUUCUGACCUGUUCGUGCAAAGGGAAGCAAACCCAGGAUUACAGUUGCAACAAAUACGCAUAUUCAGCGGGCCAGGCAGCUCCUCAGCAGCGCAUUUACACCAAAAACUCUGAGACAGUCAUAAGCAACAAGGAGUAUGUCUAAACUUAACUUUUACACCACUUGUAAUGUUAGUAGGUUAUGAACUCAAAUAAAGAAGUGAACUACUUCCAGGGUUCCGGUUCCAAGUUGCUAUCUUUCAUCUUUAAUUUGGAGCAGUACAAGGAGGAGGUAUGGUUUUCAAUGUACA